AUGACUAGUAAUGCAUGCGAGAAAGAAGAGGCUGGCUCGAGAGAUUUAAUCAGCUGGCUUCCUGAAGAGGUUCUAGGCAGCAUCUUGUCCUUACUACCGACAAAACAAGCCGCAACAACAUCUGUACUUGCUAAAAAGUGGAGGCAUGUGUUUAGAUUAGUUCACAAUCUUGAUUUCAAUGAUUAUGAUCAUGUGCUGCCACCGGAAGAGGAAGAGGGUGGAAGAAAGUGGGAUCUGAUCCGGGAGAGCUUCAGGAAAUUUGUAGAUGCUUUGCAAUGCGCUUCUCGUAUCAAGAUAUUCUCUCUAAAAUGUCAUUUUCGCGAGGAAAGCGAGAUGGCUCACGUGAAUAGCUGGAUAUGUAAUGCCGUAGAGCGUGGUGUUUUGGAGAUGAGCCUAGAUUUAUGGACUGUUUGUGUAGUCGUUCUGCCUUGUGAGCUCGUCACAAGCAAGACGCUGGUUAAGCUGACACUGGGAUCACAUAUCGAUCUUGGGAACAUUCCUCCAGGUGUGUCUCUUCCAGCGCUCAAGAGUCUCUUCAUCGACACCAUCCUUUUCAGUUUUGGAGAUCUGUGUAAUGUGCUUCUUCCUGGUUGCCCAGUACUCGAGGAGCUGUCUGUACGUCACGUGAAUUAUGAAGGAAUCUCAUACUGCAUAUCCAGUAGGAGCAUCAAGAAACUAACAGUUUACUACAACUUUGAGACUUGGAUUACAGAGAUGCCCGGCAUGUCGUUUGACGCACCGAAUCUUGUCUCCCUCGACUACUCAGAUUAUGCAUUGGAAGAGUACCCACAAGUGAACUUGGAGUCCCUAGUCGAAGCUAGGCUGAAUAUUAAAUAUUCUAAAUUAAUCAAGUGGCCUGAUAUGUCUGGUCUCAUUAAUGGGAUAAGCAACGUCCGCGCCCUACAUCUCACUCCUGCUUCUACUAAUGUCAUUUCUCGAUGUGUUAAACACGGACUAUCUCUACCGGUGUUCAAGAAUCUGUUUGGCUUAUCUUUUUGGGGUGACAACAAACGGUGCUGGAAACUGCUGCCUUGCAUGUAA
Messenger RNA from Raphanus sativus (radish), 1041 nucleotides. Its product is annotated as F-box/LRR-repeat protein At3g60040-like. Gene Ontology annotation, molecular function: protein binding. The transcript has 2 exons. The record is from RefSeq and is a predicted model, not a curated record. The coding region runs from base 1 to 1041 and encodes 346 amino acids. NCBI's taxonomy places the organism in Eukaryota, Viridiplantae, Streptophyta, Magnoliopsida, Brassicales, Brassicaceae.